Molecule: messenger RNA, 1602 nt
Organism: Equus caballus (horse)
Lineage: Eukaryota; Metazoa; Chordata; Mammalia; Perissodactyla; Equidae
Gene: ADAT3
Product: adenosine deaminase tRNA specific 3
Cellular component (GO): cytoplasm; nucleus
Molecular function (GO): tRNA-specific adenosine-34 deaminase activity
Source: RefSeq, a predicted model, not a curated record
CGUCGUGCCCCGCGGCGCCAGGCGGAGGCGGGGCGGGCGGCCGGUUGCUAAGACUUGGAGAAGCGCAGCGCUCGCGCUCGUCUCCUAAGUCGGAGCCGUGCCCAGGAUGGACCCCGCCCCGGGCGCCGCAGAGCAGCGUGGGGACCAGGAGGCCGGGAGCCCGGAGCGAGAACCCGCGCCAUGGCAGGCCCUCCCGGUCCUGUCUGAACAGCAGUGCGGGGCCGUGGAGCUGGUGCUGGCCUAUGCUGCACCCGUCCUCGACAAGCGCCAGACCUCACGGCUCCUCAAGGAGGUGUCAGCUGUCCACCCGCUGCCCGCGCAGUCCCACCUCAAGAGGGUGCGGCCGAGCCGCGAUGCCAGCCGCCCGCACACGCUGGAGAUGCUGCUGUGCCUGGCGGAGCCUGCCGUGGGCGCGCGCUCGCUCGCUGAGCUCCUGCCGUGGCCAGCCGUGGACGCCCGUGGCCUGGGACAGCCCUUCCUGGUGCCCGUGCCUGCCCGGCCGCCCCUGACCAGGGGCCAGUUUGAGGAGGCCCGUGCCCACUGGCCCACAUCCUUCCACGAGGACAGGCAGGUGACCCGUGCCCUGGCCGGGCGGCUCUUCUCAGCACAGGAGCGGGCUGCGAUGCAGGGCCACAUGGAGCGGGCUAUCCGGGCGGCGCAGCAGGCGGCCGCGAGGGGCCUGAGGGCCGUGGGGGCCGUGGUGGUGGACCCAGCCUCAGACCGUGUGCUGGCCACGGGCCACGACUGCCGCAGCCCGGCCACCCCCCUGCUGCACGCCACCAUGGUGUGCAUCGACCUGGUGGCCCAGGGCCAGGGCCGCGGCACCUACGACCUCAGGCCCCACCCCGCCUGCUCCUUCGCCCCGGCCGCCAGCGCCCAGGCCGUCCGCGUGGGCUCCGUGCGCAAGCUGGACGAGGACGUGGACACGGAUGAGGACGGCCUCCCCUACGUGUGCACCGGCUACGACCUCUACGUCACCCGCGAGCCCUGUGCCAUGUGCGCCAUGGCCCUGGUGCACUCCCGCGUGCAGCGCGUCUUCUACGGCGCGCCCUCGCCCGACGGCGCCCUGGGCACCCGCCUCCGUCUCCACGCCCGGCCCGACCUCAACCACCGCUUCCAGGUGUUCCGCGGCGUGCUGGAGGCCGCGUGCCGCCGGCUGGACCCUGACACGUAGGCCCCGUGCCUGCCCGCCCGCCGGCUUCCGGACUUCCUCUGCUCCGCGCUGGCCCUGGCCUCCUCCCGGACUCCAGGCGUGGCCCCGGCCUCCUCGCGGACUCCACAUGUUGCCCCGGCCUCCCCCGCCGUCAUCCAGGAGGCUGUGGUCCUCUCAAUUGUAGGGACACUCACGCCUGCCAGCCUCGGAGCCAGCAGCCGCGCUGUUCCCGCCGGCCCGUGGGCGCACGUUUCUGCCCGGACUGAGCUCUCCCAGGACCGGAGCACAGCUGGGAUCCAGCCGGGCCGUGGACCGUGGAGCCGUGCAGUCAGGCCUCGUUCCUCCAGCCACCUUCAGCCUCGAGCCCAUGGGUUCUCUAGGAUUGUGUCUCCUCUGUCUCGGGUCGGAAAACAGAUGUGACCUGUAAAAUAAACACAACCCCCAAACCA